Molecule: messenger RNA, 3041 nt
Organism: Athene cunicularia (burrowing owl)
Lineage: Eukaryota; Metazoa; Chordata; Aves; Strigiformes; Strigidae
Gene: ZDHHC14
Product: zinc finger DHHC-type containing 14
Exons: 9
Coding region: 587-1744 (385 amino acids)
Biological process (GO): protein targeting to membrane; peptidyl-L-cysteine S-palmitoylation
Cellular component (GO): endoplasmic reticulum; Golgi apparatus
Molecular function (GO): protein-cysteine S-palmitoyltransferase activity
Source: RefSeq, a predicted model, not a curated record
UGGCUUAAUGAGUUGUUACGCGUGUCUCUCGAGGGAACGUUUUAGGAAUGGUCAUUUUUAGCAGUGAAAUCUGCUGCGCAAAGGAGGAUUAUAACAAAUCUCUGUGAAUGAUAGACUCGAUUGCUAAACCUUGCCUUGACCAACCUUCUGACCCUCGGAGAGAUCUCUCAGGGUGUGCGUGGGAAGGGGAAAAAAAACCCUUCCCAUUUGAAAAUAAACUUGAAAAAAAGACUAAAUUUUUUUGGACAGCCUAACUGCUUUAUAAUUACUUUUUUUUUUGUCUUGUUUUGUGAUAAGUUGUUUUAAAAAGGAUUGUCCUACAUGGUUGUUUUGUAACUGGUGGAGGAAGGAAGGAAGGAUACCUCUCCAGCGUUUCUGAUAUGACAGCUUUGGUUUCUGAAGAGUUAACUGGUGCUUGCAUGAUACACCUAUUGCUAGUCUGGUAGCAGACUUUUCAUCUUUUUAUUUGCUUUUUUUUAAUUAACUGGGGCUGGUGGAGAGGGUUAUCUUGGUCAGAAGAAUAUUUGCACAUAUAUAUAUUGUAUAUAUUUUUGGUGGGGUUCUCCCCACAUUUUACUCUCUCUUGAUGACUCCUGGAGGUGGUAGUGGGCCCAUGAAAGACUGUGAAUACAGUCAGAUCAGCACACACAGCUCUUCGUCUCCCAUGGAGUCUCCCCAUAAGAAAAAGAAAUCGGCUCCCAAGAGAAAAUGGGAGGUUUUUCCUGGAAGAAACAAAUUCUUCUGCAAUGGGAGGAUCAUGAUGGCUCGCCAGACUGGAGUCUUCUACCUGACUCUUGUUCUCAUCUUGGUCACCAGUGGACUCUUCUUUGCAUUUGAUUGUCCAUAUUUGUCAGAGAAGAUUACACCUGCUAUACCUGCAAUUGGUGGGAUUCUUUUCUUUUUCGUGAUGGGGACCCUGCUGCGUACUAGUUUCAGUGAUCCUGGUGUCCUCCCACGCGCAACACCAGAUGAAGCAGCAGAUCUAGAGAGACAAAUAGGUAACACUGAAGAUAUUGCAAAUGGCUCCAGUUCAGGAGGAUACCGCCCCCCUCCCAGAACAAAAGAAGUGAUCAUCAAUGGACAGACAGUGAAACUAAAAUACUGUUUUACUUGCAAGAUUUUCCGCCCACCUCGUGCCUCACAUUGCAGCCUUUGUGAUAACUGCGUAGAACGGUUUGAUCACCACUGUCCCUGGGUAGGCAACUGUGUGGGGAAAAGAAACUACAGAUUUUUUUAUAUGUUUAUUUUAUCUCUGUCCUUUCUGACAGUCUUUAUAUUUGCAUUCGUUAUCACCCACGUCAUCCUUCGUUCUCAACAAACAGGGUUCCUCAAUGCCCUGAAGGACAGUCCUGCAAGUGUGCUGGAAGCUGUGGUGUGUUUUUUCUCAGUAUGGUCCAUUGUUGGCCUCUCAGGUUUUCACACGUAUUUGAUCAGCUCCAAUCAAACAACUAAUGAAGAUAUUAAAGGAUCAUGGUCAAAUAAAAGAGGUAAAGAAAACUACAAUCCAUACAGUUAUGGCAACAUCUUUACUAAUUGCUGUGCUGCACUCUGUGGGCCCCUCUCUCCAAGCUUAAUUGAUAGAAGAGGAUUUAUACAGCCAGAUACACCGCAAUUAGCAGGACCAUCAAAUGGCAUUACUAUGUACGGGGCCACACAAUCUCAGAGCAACAUGAGCAGUAUUGGAGCACAUGAACUAGAUUUCUUUCAGAAGAUGUGCUUCCGGAAUGCACCCAGCAUGCUCUAACUAUUCACGGACGUUCAGUCCAUAAGAACAAACAGUAGCUAGUCUGAAGUAGAAUCCCUGGAACAGGUAUAGUUUCCCCUUUGACUUCAGAGGCGUUUCUCUUCAUAGACCUUCUCCUGGUGCACUGUAUUAUUACUUGCUAGUGGAGCCGUUGACUUGGUGGGGUUUGCGGCUCAGUUGUUGCCCAGUAUCUGCAAUACCAUGAUUUUGACUGUGAAAUCCUACAGCUGUUGGGAACAGUUACACAGCUCCAUCCCUCCACUCUUUCCAAUCUAUUGUAUCCAUCUAGUAUGGUAUUUUUGCAUACUUUCUGUUCCUUCGUAGCAUUGUCAUUCAGUGCUGUCAGUCUCCUCCAAACUUUUUUUGUUGGUACUUUAUUUAGAGAUGGUGAGGUAAUUCAACCUGGUUUUCUCCAUCUUGAGAACUGUAACAAUUCUUUAAUGUUACUAGUGUUUAGAAAACUUUUAACUAAUUUAAAAUUCAAAGUAAAUAAUUUCUGGCUUUGAUAUUAGAAAUGUGAAAAAUAUAUUGCCAUGUACAACAAUUGUGUUAACAUGUAUGUUUUGUGUAGCUUAGAAAAAAAAUUCAGAUUUUCCUCAGGAAGAAAAUUGAAAAAUAAUGUUUCCUUAGCUGUUUGUAUUUAUUAUUUGUGAAAUAAACACAGAAUUUUAGGCUUUGUCUAAUUUGCUUUAAUUUGUGCCUUUUGAUGUGAAAAUAAAUACAGAGAUGGCUAAAAAUCUCUAUGCACAUAUAUAAUUGAACUUACGUAUUUGUAGAACUUAUUAAACUUGUCUUACCUUCAGAAUCUGCUGUUCCUCAGAAACAGUGGAAAUUCUAAGUGGAAAAUAAAAUCAGUAGAUCUGAAGUAAGAAGGUAUUGGUAGAAUAAUUUCUACAGUAGAUUUUUUUAACUAUUUAGAUUUCAGUGCUUGGCUUUUUUGUUACAAUCACAGGCUUUUUUAUUUCAUUUGAAAUUCUGGCAUUGAGUAAUUCGUGUGAUUAAUAGCUGUUAAGACUUUUGGCCCUAAAUUUUAUUUAGUUACGAGUAGAAUACAGAAUCAAGAAAAAAACCACCAUGCCAGCCCUGUAAAGAAAUCCGAGUUCCUAGUUUAGUUUUGUGUUGGCUGUUUAGACCCGAAUCUUUAUAUUAUGUGUUGGUUUUAUAAGAUGUUUUUGAGAACCUCACUGAACACAUCCACCUUUCCUAAUACAAACCCCACUCUAGUUCACUUUUGAAAGCUGUUUGCAGCCUGUAUUUUCCUAAAAUAUUUCAUGUUGGUCACGGUUAAAUAGAGAGG